Messenger RNA from Moneuplotes crassus, 1235 nucleotides. The record is from the annotation of a GenBank genome assembly. NCBI's taxonomy places the organism in Eukaryota, Ciliophora, Spirotrichea, Euplotida, Euplotidae.
UGAAAAUGGAUACUACGAGGGACAGGAAAAAGGGAGGUUCCAAAGAGGAGCUCAAAAUAGAGACCCAAAUCAGUACAAUUCAACAUCGUAAGCAGAUGGAAAUACCAAUAUUGCAAACCAUGCUCUUGAUAAUUUGAGUGUUGACUUACACAAGCACAAUCAUUGAUAUUCCUAUUGAGGUUUGAUUCACAGUAUUCUCAGGAUGUAUUAUAUACAUUGGAAGCAUUAAGAGUCUUGAUCAGUAUUCUUUGAAAAGAGAUGAGGAAAGCACUCAGAAGAGUAUUCUGUCAGGACUCCUAUCUACAACUCAGAUGGUUUGGUUAUUCCCAAUGAUUUCAUCUAUAUUCCUUAUGCUUGCGUACGCAACUAUAUCAAUGAGCAUUCAGAGAACAUUUUUGAUGCUAUUUAUUGGAUGUACUGGAACAAUCAAUCUUGCAUCGACAAUGAGAUAUUUGGUCAUUAAAUUUGGAGCAGGAUCAUUAGAUAGACCAGCUGCAUUUUUAGAGAAUAUAAAAAUUGGAAGAAUGGAGUUUAGACAAACAUAUCUAAGCUUAUUAUGAAUAUGAGUAUCAGGAUACAUUACUUUCUUAUAUUUUGCUUCAGGAUAUGUAAGCUCAGGAGGAAAAUCUUAUCACACAACAAAGAACUGGAUCCUGAACAACACUCUUGCCAUGAGCUUCUCUGUCUACUUCCUCGACAAACUCCUAGUCACCAACUACAAAAACGCAGUCAUCUAUCUACUCGGCAUGAUGCUCUACGACAUCUUCUGGGUCUUCGGCUCUGAUGUCAUGGUCACGGUUGCUUCUCAGUUCGACUACCCAAUCAGGCUGCUGAUCCCCCAGGCUCCAGGCUCUGUACAAAUGAAGUUCUCGAUCCUGGGCAUUGGAGACAUUGCAUUGCCGGGGAUCUACUGUGCAAUGAUGUUUCGGUACGACUUCAUGAGGCACAUCACUGCGAGCAAGGAGUCGUUUACGAUAAGCAACUUUGAGAGUGUGAAGGAGAGUUUGAGCUUCCACAAGCCAUAUUUCACUGCUUCUGUAGUAGGCUAUAUGCUCGGAUUAUUGACAACCACAACUAUUUACAGACUUUAUAGCUCAGCUCAGCCAGCUCUUCUUUACAUAAACCCAUUCAUGCUGAUCACUACCCUCCUUGCUUCCAUCUACUGGGGAGAAUUCAAGGGCUUGUUUCAUUAUGACGAGGAUAAAUACAUUGAAGAAAGACAGUCAAAGAGAUAA